Diuraphis noxia (Russian wheat aphid) is the source of this 1467-nucleotide messenger RNA. Its product is annotated as outer mitochondrial transmembrane helix translocase-like. Gene Ontology annotation, molecular function: ATP binding; ATP hydrolysis activity. The record is from RefSeq and is a predicted model, not a curated record. Gene Ontology annotation, biological process: extraction of mislocalized protein from mitochondrial outer membrane. Gene Ontology annotation, cellular component: mitochondrial outer membrane. Lineage: Eukaryota; Metazoa; Arthropoda; Insecta; Hemiptera; Aphididae.
UUUUUGGUAGUUUUUUUUUAAAGUAAUAAAUUGAUUUAUAAUUUACUGCUUACUGCUUAUUCAGGCCAUAAAUUUUAUAUUUUAUAAAACAGUUAUUUCGGUUAAGAAGUAAUAUAACAAACCGAGAAAAAUUUUCUAUAGUUAGAUUUYUAGAUUUUUUUUCGUGAAUACCUUUUACCUACGGUGGGAAAAUGGAAAUGAAUAGAAAUGAAAUUAUAUCGUUGGUUAUACGUAUGACUUUGUUGUCAACGUGUGCUUAUUUUGGUACUAAAUGGUUGAUCGGAAAGAUUGACCCAACCAAUCAGCAAAAAAAACGAUCCAAGGAGACCGCACUUAAAAAACUCAGAAGCUUGGGUCUUCAUAAAAUGAAAAAUUUAACUGACCACGAGCUGAUGAUUGCUAGUCACUUGGUYAACCCAUAUGAUAUCACUGUUUCGUGGAAUAACAUUGCUGGACUUAGUCAAGUAAUAGAUGAAAUCAAAGAGACAGUGAUAUUUCCGGUGCAAAGAAAAGAACUGCUUAGGAAUUCUGUCUUAACGAAACCUCCGAAAGGUGUUUUGCUUCAUGGACCUCCUGGUUGUGGAAAGACAAUGAUUGCCAAAGCAACCGCUAGAGAAGCGGGUAUGAAUUUUUUAUAUCUAGAUGUGUCAUUACUCACUGACAAAUGGUAUGGUGAAAGUCAAAAAUUAGCUGGUGCUGUUUUCAGUUUGGCUCAAAAGCUUCAACCAUGCAUAAUAUUUAUUGAUGAAAUUGAUUCUUUUUUGAGAUCUAGAACACARCAUGAUCAUGAAGCAACAGCUAUGAUGAAAGCUCAGUUUAUGAUGCUAUGGGAUGGUUUAUCUACUGAUCCAGAAAAUACUGUGAUAGUAAUGGGUGCCACAAAUAGACCUAAAGACCUAGAUCCUGCCAUUCUGAGAAGAAUGCCAGCUACGUUUGAAAUAUCAUUACCGGGUGAACAACAAAGAAAAGAAAUACUAGCUUUAGUUUUGAAUACUGAACAAUGUGCCAAUGAUGUAGAUCUACAUCAGUUAGCCAUUACUACAGCCGGUUUUUCUGGCUCUGACCUUCAAGAAUUGUGUCGUAUCGCAUCAUUAUUCCGCAUCAAAGACUUGAUUAAAGAAGAGGAACUCAAAAAAUGUUCUUUUAACUCUAAUCCAAUCAAUGCAAGCAGUAUUAAUAUGUUGAGGCCUAUCAGUAUGGAAGAUUUGAAUGCAUCUGUGAUCAAGAUGAAAGCAUCCAAAGUAGUUAGUACCACUCAACCUAGGUUUUAAUGAGUAAUAUGAUGCAAUAUUUGAUAGUCUGGUAGUGAAUGAUCAAUUUUAAUGUUUUUUCAUMCUUAAUUUAGUGGUAAUAGUGUGAAUAUUGUCAUACUAACGGAUGUUUAGUCCUAGUUCCGUGUAAGCUCAAAUUGUAUUUAUUUCUCCUCAGGAGAAUAUACAUUGCUUUUGGAUUAAAUUGUUAUUUCUA